AUGGUUCCAUGUGCCAAUCAAUUUGAAAUCCAUCCUCACUUCACUCGUGAAAAACUACGGAAAUAUUGUAAAAAGGAAGGCAUCUUUGUACAGGCGUUUGCUUCACUUGCUCGUAUGGCUCCGCAGCUCGUCCAGGAGCCACUUAUUAUUAAAACGGCGAAGAAGUAUAAUACCAAUGUUGCGGCCAUACUUCUCGCUUGGGCGCGCUGUCAAGGUAUUGGAGUCAUACCGAAGUCCACACUGGAGAAUGAGCUGAAGGCAAACAUUGAGAUGACGAAGUUGAAUUUGAGUCAAGAAGAGAUUGAAUCUAUAUCAAAUCUGAAUUUAAACAAGAAUUACAUCGAAUGUUGUGGAUGGUGUGUCACGUAA
Messenger RNA from Cooperia oncophora, 369 nucleotides. The record is from the annotation of a GenBank genome assembly. NCBI's taxonomy places the organism in Eukaryota, Metazoa, Nematoda, Chromadorea, Rhabditida, Trichostrongylidae.